Messenger RNA from Alosa sapidissima (American shad), 3604 nucleotides. Its product is annotated as homeobox protein Hox-C4a-like. Gene Ontology annotation, cellular component: nucleus. The record is from RefSeq and is a predicted model, not a curated record. Gene Ontology annotation, biological process: anterior/posterior pattern specification; regulation of transcription by RNA polymerase II; embryonic skeletal system morphogenesis. Bases 1534 to 2463 code for a protein of 309 amino acids. NCBI's taxonomy places the organism in Eukaryota, Metazoa, Chordata, Actinopteri, Clupeiformes, Clupeidae. Gene Ontology annotation, molecular function: DNA-binding transcription factor activity, RNA polymerase II-specific; RNA polymerase II cis-regulatory region sequence-specific DNA binding. The transcript is spliced from 5 exons.
AAAAACAAUUUCACGAAGCAGAAAGAAAUGACUGAUAAUUUAUAGAAUAUAAUAUAUUUUGUUUUCGUAGUUAACUUGUGCGUAAAAAGGGAUUUCCAUGUAGUCCACAAUUACAUGAAAUGCAUGUUAUCUAGCAUGGAUCAAUGCGAACACCACUGGAUUUUUUACGCGAUACAGGGUUUAAUUUAUUUAAAACGGAGGCAAAAUGUUUUGUAUGAAAAUGCUGUUCUGGAUGAAGCAGUAAAUGGACAAUAUAUCUAAGUAUUAUUGUGGGCCACAGCCUGCUCACUGCUGCCAAGGUGAAGUGCACAAUUGUUCUAUUUAUUUCAUAUCUAGGAUGGGAGGACAUUCCUUUUUGUAUUUACAUGCUACCGCCGAGAAUAUAAAACGGUGAUCUUGAAAGUAGCUUAUUUGUUUAUCGGAAAAAUAUCUGAAAUACUGUGUUGCUCAGCGUAUAAAAAUUUUUAAUUAUUAUUUGGUUAUGUGGUGAUGUUGUGUUUAGGCUAUUAAAGCAGAUCAUUGUGAGAUGCAAUAAAAUCCAGUUUAGUGUUGUGAUAAUCAUAUUGGUCAAUAAAACGUGAGUGUCUAUUAGUUUAAAAAAAUGCUUGAGUGAAUAUCAUCCAUGUUUAAUUUAGGCCAAAUGUCCAUUUUGUGAAUAAACCUUGACUGAUCAAGUACUGAAACCAAUGUGUUUGGAAGGUGUGCAGCUCAAAUAUGGCCAUAGUAAGGGUAAAUGUAAUGUUUAAAUAAAUAUACUAAUUAAUAAUAUUGCUCUCCUGGAUUGGCCUAGACCACCCCAUGUAUGGUUCAUACAGGCACUGAAUGAUAGCAAAAGUAAAUAUCUAGGAUGAAUUACUUGUUAAUGAGAAAUUAGCUGUGUCUCUUUUUGCCAUAGCAAUAGCUAGCCUAGUUGUGGUUCUGUACUGGUCAUCACUUUCGCAUUCGAUUAGAAUAAAUAGUCUGAGCUCUUCCUUUGAGAUCUUAUCAGGACUGACUGCAAUGGACAGUUCCUAGCUCAAUAUGAAAUUGGACCUUCCUCACAAUGUCUUUGAAAAUCAAUGCCACUUGUAAAAAGGGAGACCUUUUGUUUAAAGAUGUAUUGUUUUCUAUUUUCACUUCUGUCAGACUGUGCAGACGUUGACUUACCAUCAGCAAAACCCAUCAAGAUUUUUGCAAGGAUAUUAAGCAUUGGCCUACUCUCACAGCCUUUUAAAAAGUGGCGCUGGUCAGUGUUCCAUACGACGUCAUGACGUCCUCAUCCGGAGUGUGUUAUCCAGAGGAAUCCAUGAACCCCAGUAUCCCCAAAGGCUAGAAUGAGUCAUGUGAGGAAUACAAAACUGCCUGGUAUGCCGGGAAAGACUCUUUGUCCGACUCCAAGUUGUCGGACAGCUGACAACUCAAGCAUCAUUUGCCUCGUGCUGCCAUUGGAGGAAACUUCCACGUGACAUAAAGGAUGGAAGUUAUGCGCAAGUGUUUGGCGGUGAUCUGGAACACAGCGCGGGACAUAGCGGAGGCCAUAUCCCGGAACUACCGAUGCGCACUGACUUUUCUCAAACAAGCGCUAAUCUUGGUGAUGUCAGCCGUAUCUCAAGUGAGAUUCACGCUCACUGGAGCUCCCAGGGCCCCACGGACAGAGGUCCAAGCGUUGCAGGAGAUGCAUGCUCGAGCCAGAGUGUUGAGUUUUACCCUCACUGGCUUUCAACGGAGCACAUAUACCCUUGGAUGAAAGAGAUGCGACCGACCCACAAUCAGAAGGUGGUUCACUCUACUUCAAAAACAGGUGAAGCAGGUGGUGGUUCUGAUGGAGCCCAUCUCCCGGUGACGGGCAGGAUUGGCGGCUUCAAGGGGAAUAGCAAGCGAGCGCGCACAGCCUUCACCAGCUCACAGCUGCUGGAGCUGGAGAAGGAGUUCCACUUCAGCGCAUACCUGUGUCGCCCGCGGCGACUGGAGAUGGCGUCUCUACUGAAGCUCAGCGACCGGCAGAUUAAGAUCUGGUUUCAGAACCGUCGCAUGAAGUGCAAGAAGGACCACAGGGAACGGGUGAUGGCGAUGGGACGAGUGAAUGCCUCUGCAGCAGACAUGUGUCAUCGCAGCCCAGCUGGACCCCCAUCUCCACCUCCAUACAGAAGCAUUAACACCUGUCAGCAAGGUGACAUCUCUUUACCACCCCACACAUACCUGCUCUGUGCGAUACCUGAUCACACAGCAAGGCUAAGCACUGGCUAUUAUAUGCCUACGGCAACCAAUUCUGAUAAACCCAAAGGCAUUAGACAUGACGGCAAAGGAAAGCCUAGGGACUUGGCCAUCUCCCAGCCCAUUUGCACUGUUCUGGACCCUGAACUGGAUCUUUCUACAGCAUUUGGACUUGUUGGGUCACCUUCUGCCUUAGAGGGUGACGACAGCACACACCAUCACCAGGGUCAAGGGCUCUCUCUGACCUCCCAUACGCUCACACACCUGUAGUCACACACCUGCGCAGCCGCCUCUGUGCGCCGGGGCACAUGCGUCCGUCAGGUCCCAGUCAACAGCACUAACUCUCCCUGACGUAGCGCCCAGUCGGCGGCUUCACACUACUACGAGAACUUGUCCUCUCCAGCUGCCAGGUCUGUAGUGGGGAGCCAGGAUUUGUGGUGGUGAGCAUGGUGAUUUAGAGGGAAUUGUUAACUUUAAUGAACUCCAUACAUGUGUGGUGUUCCUGGGGAGGGUGCCGAGAGCAGCCCCCUCUCUCGUUAUCAGUGUGUGAAUGGGAGGUUCUGGCUGUGGACAAUCUUGCCUCUCUCUGAUAUAUUGCUCUUGGCUUGUUGUGUGUGGAUCCCGGCCAACUUCCAUGUUUUUGUCUGUGCAACUCAGAAACAAAAUGUGUUAUGAAAGGGAGGCCUUAAUAACAGCAUUGUUGUCCUCUUAAGAUUUACAUUAACUUUUGUCUGAGAUUAAAGUUUAAUUGCAGGGUGUGCAUGUUUCAGUGCUUUGAAGUAAUCCAUCACAAAUCAUCUUCAGUAUGGUAUAUGUAAAGGGUGAGAAAAGCCAACAAAUCUUUUGACUCCUUUUAACAUAUUUUCUAAGAGCACUGUUACUCUUAGACAGUCUUAGUCACUGUUGCUAUGAGCUGACUGGUACAUGUGCGUUCUCACUUACUGCUAGGUAUGAAUUUGGUAUGAUUAACCACAAGAUCUAAGUUGAACUGAAAAAGAGCAAAUUGAAUGAACUGAAAUGUUCUCCCUUGUGCUUCAUAUGUACACUGGGAAAGAGAUUGGUCUCAUUGUACUCUAUGGGUAUUUGUAUAUUAUCAAGUCAACUUCUGAUAACUACAGCCAUUAUUAUUGCCCCACUGACAUUGACAGAAGUGCAUGUUGAAUGUAUGUGCUCUAGUUAAUGCAUUUCACCGGGAUUGUGGAAAGCUUAAUAUACCAUGUUUUAUGGAAGGGAAAUUAAAAUCUCUCAAGCAAUAUUUUUACCAGAAUAUGGGGAUGAUUCUGCAUGUGUAUAUGUUCCAUGGUUUUGUCAUUCAAGAAUACAAAUAUUUUCUUUGAAGGAUAAUUGAGAAAUGUACAUGAGAUUUGGUUAUGGUGAUUCAUUUUGUCUAAUAAAAUGAUGGUGGGUCUUG